Paramecium tetraurelia is the source of this 1011-nucleotide messenger RNA. RefSeq lists its product as uncharacterized. The record is from RefSeq and is a predicted model, not a curated record. The transcript has 2 exons. Lineage: Eukaryota; Ciliophora; Oligohymenophorea; Peniculida; Parameciidae.
AUGCUCACUUAUGUGAAUGAAAAUCCAAAAUUCGCAGAAACCUUAAAAUAGCUAGUAGAAUGUGGAAAAGAUAGAACAAUUAGAUGGCCAGAAAUAGCUAAAGUCUUGGAGAAUAUGUUUAAUAUCACCAUUUCAAAGCCCUGUUUACUCAAACCAGCUUAUCAAUCUAUUAUCAGUCCGAAUGUGGAAUUAGAUAAGCAAUAACAUCGAUUAUUGGUUAUAACUGUAAUCAAACAUUCAGCUUUAAUUAAAUAGGCCUUGCCUGACUUUCAAAAAUUAUCAGGAAUAUAGUAAAGUGUUAUUAUAUCUUCAGAAUUUAAUCAAAAAAGUUCUAAAGUAGAAUGUAUCGUUCCUUUAAAACAGCCAUAGAAACAGGAAUCUAAGUUAGUUAGAGUGCCUGGCUCAGCUAUUUCUCGUGUGUUGUAAUGCAAAAUACUUCCAUCAGAUGAUCCCUUCACAAAUAAAUUAAAAUUUAUGUCAGAACAACUGUCUAUUUUACUUAUGAUUAGUAUUGAUUAUGAUGGAGAAGACAUAACUGAACUCUAUUCUACAGUGACUUCAAAAAUGACAAAGAAGAACUUUCACUUAUUAUUAAAUUGCAUAUCCUUCAUGUUCGAUUUAAAAUGCAUUAGUCAGGGUUAGAUAACAAGAGAUGAAUAAUUAAUGCCUGAUUAUUGGUUAUAGCCAACAAUCAAAGAGAACCAGAAAUUAAACGUUUAUAAUUAUUUCUUUGAGGAUGACAAUUGUUAAAAGUAUUAAAUGUAUUCAGAUGCAGUUGAUGUUUAAUAAGAAAUGGAAUACAAAGUGUUUUUAAAUAUAAAUCCUAUUUCUUAACCUAAAUAGUAAUCAUUCUUAAAAAGGAAUACAAAAUUAAAGACUGUGAGAGGUAGGAUAACAGUAAAUGAUAAGAAGUAUCCAAGUGAAAGAACUAUCAUUUUUGCAGAACCAGAAGAAGAAAGUGAAGAAGAGUUUUAUGACAUAAAAUUUGGUAGAAAGUAGAAUUGCAUUUGA